Molecule: messenger RNA, 954 nt
Organism: Diaporthe amygdali
Lineage: Eukaryota; Fungi; Ascomycota; Sordariomycetes; Diaporthales; Diaporthaceae
Product: short-chain dehydrogenase reductase
Exons: 1
Coding region: 1-954 (317 amino acids)
Source: RefSeq, a predicted model, not a curated record
AUGUCCUUCUUCUACCGCCAACUCUUCGUCAAGCCGGCGUACCCCACCCGGAUGCUUAAUGGCCAAACGGUCAUCGUAACGGGCUCCAACACAGGCCUGGGCAAGGAAGCCGCCCGGCACUUCGCGCGGCUCGGCGCAGCCAAGCUAAUCCUCGCCGUGCGCAACACCAAGGCCGGCGAGGCCGCCAAGAUCGACAUCGAGCAAACGACACAGUGUGCACCAGGAACCGUGGAGGUGUGGCCGCUGGACCUGAGCGACUACAGCUCGGUCAAGGCGUUCGCGGCGCGGGCGGCACGGGACCUGGAGCGUGUCGACGUGCUGUGCGAGAAUGCGGGCAUCGCAACGGACAAGAAGCGGAUCGUGGGCGGCCACGAGAGCACCAUCACGGUCAACGUGGUCAGCACGUUCCUGCUGGCGCUGCUGAUGCUGCCGCAGCUCAAGGAGACGGCGCGCAAGUUCGGGGUGCGGCCGCGGCUGACGGUGGUGGCGUCCGAGGUGCACGCGUGGGCCAAGUUCCCGGAGCGCGGGGAGAAGUCGGUCAUCUCGGCGCUGGACGCGACCGACGACAUGAGCGACCGCUACAUGGUGUCCAAGCUGCUCGAGGUGCUGGUGAUCCGGCAGGUGGCGCCGCGGCUCGAGGGCAGCGGCGUCGUCCUCAACAUGCUCAACCCGGGCUUGUGCCACUCGGAGCUGUCGCGCGACUCCGGGCUCGGGCUGACGGUCAUGAAGUUCUUCCUGGCGCGGUCGACCGAGGUUGGGUCGCGGACGCUGGUGGCGGCCGGGCUGGCGGGCGAGGAGAGCCACGGAAAGUACAUGUCGGACGCGGUGGUGAAGGACUACGACGUGUCGGACUUUGUGAAGAGCGACGAGGGCAACAGGGCCGGGCAGAAGGUGUGGGAAGAGCUGAGCCAGAUCCUGGAGGAGAUUGCGCCGGGCGUGACGGGAAACAUCUAG